Molecule: messenger RNA, 908 nt
Organism: Monomorium pharaonis (pharaoh ant)
Lineage: Eukaryota; Metazoa; Arthropoda; Insecta; Hymenoptera; Formicidae
Exons: 3
Coding region: 381-872 (163 amino acids)
Source: RefSeq, a predicted model, not a curated record
AAUCUGUAAUUAUUUUGUUUUAUUUAAAAAAAAAAUUUUUUUUUUUUUUUUUUGUAUAUAUUAUUUUUACUUGCUACAAAAGUAUUUUUAUAUGUGAUCGUUGUGGGACCGUGGGAGCGGAAAAGGAUUCUCAAGUUCAGAUGGGAGCGGAAAAGAAUUCUCAAAUUUGUAUCGUUUAUCAUUUCGCACUUCGAAAUGUGUCAUAUUUUCGUUUCCGUUGCCUGUGUAUCUCGUUGAUUCCUCAUUUUUUAUCGUAUGCUUAGCGUUGCAUCCUGUUAUCUAUUUACACCUUUUUUCGUGUGUCUUUUCUUUUCUGGACGAUCCGGUCCUUUAGUCUCUUGUCGGCUAUCUGUUCGUGCGUUUGCUUGUUUUUCAUAAUCAUGUCUCGUCGUGAGUUUUUCUUCGCGUCUUCCAGUGAAGAGAGUGCUGAGGAGAGUGAGAACAGUUUCGACGAUUUCAGUGAUCUUGACACUGUGGCUCUUUUGGACGAAAGUUUUUCGUCCGUUGAUGAGGAGUGCACGGGUGCCGCUGAGCCAUUGCUCGUUAGUGGGUUUGAACAUUUAUCAAACCCUGAUAGUGCUCCUUAUGGAGAUUUAGAUUUAUUCAUGGACCUUUCUCAGGAGUCCGAAAUGUUUGUUCCCGCCGGUGCGGAGGGCGAGGUGUUCUCCGAGUGUUUUCCGACCGACGAGCUUGGGGAAAUUUUGAUUCCCGCCCCUUUGCUUGCUCGUUUUUUAACUAAUGAUUAUAGUGAAGAAUUCGGUGGUGACCUCGAUUUGGAGUUCGAGUUUGCCGUGGAUCAAUAUUUGCGCGAGGGAAACUUGCCUCGUCUGGAUCUUUCGCCGGAGGAUCCAGACAUGGACGCGGUUGACUAAUCCGUGUAUAGAUACUUUGCGUUGAUACCAUUGCUU